Messenger RNA from Aaosphaeria arxii CBS 175.79, 290 nucleotides. RefSeq lists its product as uncharacterized. The transcript has a single exon. The coding region runs from base 69 to 242 and encodes 57 amino acids. NCBI's taxonomy places the organism in Eukaryota, Fungi, Ascomycota, Dothideomycetes, Pleosporales. The record is from RefSeq and is a predicted model, not a curated record.
GGGUAGGUGGGUGGGUUAAGUGGUAUUGGGACUUUCUUUGGUCGGCGUGCUACGAGUUUACUAGAGUGAUGUUUUACUUUUGGGAUGUUAGAGAGAUGCUAGCGUGUGUAAAGGUGUGGUUUUUAGUGUUUGGUCUAGUCGAGUCGAGUCUGGUACGGGUCUUACUUAGUUGGCGGAUGGCUGGGUUAGGUGGAUUUGUUAGUGGGUUGAUUUUCGUUAUCAAACGGAUUCGAUUGAUAUGACAUCUGCUUUAUUUUAUUUCUCCGCUCGAUUUCUGCGAUGGGUUUACC